Molecule: messenger RNA, 3421 nt
Organism: Centruroides sculpturatus (bark scorpion)
Lineage: Eukaryota; Metazoa; Arthropoda; Arachnida; Scorpiones; Buthidae
Product: GTP-binding protein ypt2-like
Exons: 7
Coding region: 74-703 (209 amino acids)
Molecular function (GO): GTP binding; GTPase activity
Source: RefSeq, a predicted model, not a curated record
AAUGACGUCACAGGCCUCGUAUUGAUCCAGGUUGGAUCCUGUAGCGACUGAUAUGCCUGAUGGCUGACUGUCUAUGAUGGCCGUCGAUUUCGCAGCUACAUAUAAAAUACUGGUAUUGGGGGAUAGUAACGUCGGUAAAACAUGCAUCGUUCACAGAUUCUGCGAUGAAAGAUUCUACGAUACAUACAUAUCUACUAUCGGAAUUGAUUUUAAGCAGAAGAUCAUUAAUUUAGAUGGGAUGCCAGUAAAACUGCAGAUAUGGGAUACAGCAGGACAAGAACGCUUCAGGACCCUAACAACGGCUUACUACAGAGGAGCCAUGGGAAUUCUGGUUAUGUACGAUGUCACUAAUAUGGAUUCUUUCAAUCAUCUGUCUUACUGGUUUCGGAAUGUUCAAGAGAAUGCUGCCCACGACGUAGUGAAAGUUUUGGCAGGAAAUAAAUGCGACGCCUCGCAUCAACGUGUCGUGGAAUACGAAAGAGGAUUGAAGUUUGCGGAUAGUUUUGACAUUCCCUUCUAUGAAUGCAGCUGUAAGCAGAACAUCAACAUUCAAGAGGCCUUUAUAGCUCUAGCAAGAAAAAUAAGGGAACAAAGAGAACGAAGAGCUAGCAAAUUUGAUGAAUUAGAGAGACUUCAAUGGGAGAAAGCAGAUUUGAAUCACAACAAGCAACUCGCAGCUGGAACUUAUAAAUGCAAUUGCUAAGUCUUUGCUGUCAUAAUGGUGUGGAUAUUUUUUAUUAACAAAAAAUAAAGACUAUUGCCUGCUUCCCAUUUGUUGCAAAGAGAAUCGGGAACUAAUGGGACUUGUAUGUAUUGUUGUGUAUUAAUUAUACACAAAAGUUUAGUAGACAGAGCCUUUUUUGAAUCUGUAUUCUGUACUACUUUCCUCUAAAGGUGUGUAAUGUCAAUACCGUAGAAACUUUUCCAUCGGAAACUGUCACAAAUACACUGGUAUUUAAGAUAAUAUAGAAACUAACAGAAUUCCCUUUUUAUUUUUAUUUCUAUUUAAUGAAACUUUUAACGUUAGAUACAGGUUCCAAUAAAAAUCUUCUCUUCAAUUACAAUUAAAAUUGCUUAUAGCCGUAUUUAAUAGUUUUCAAAUUAAACAAUUUAACUGAGUGAGGAAUUGUACAAGUUGUUUACUGGAAAGUCAUGUGGUUUAGAUCACACGAUUAGCACAUCUCGUCACGUGAACGUUCAUUAUACAAGACAUUCAAUCAUAAAAGUAAAUUUUAAGUGGAUUCUUUUAUUUUUAUUAAAGCUUUGCUGAUAAUGUUUAUCUAUAUUUAUGAAUAAUUAAGAGUAUAUUAAAAUAAAUUAUUGUAAAUAUGUAUGUACAUGAACAAACAAUUCACAUUUGCAUAAAUAUUGCACUUCAUUGAUAAACUUUUCCCAAUUGGACGAAUUAAUCGUUUAUGCAUUAAACAUUAAAAUUAAGGAAUAAAUUAGGACUUAUUUUGAGAAUUUCGCUGCUUUAAUUAGUUACUAUGCAAGAAAACAAAGUGAUUUCGGCACACAUCAAUUAAUUUGAUCAUUUGUUCAUUUUGUUUUGCUGUUAAAUCUAUCUCAACAGACUCCAAUAAACUAACAAAAUGGUGAAGUACUUAACUUUUAGAUGAGUAUUUAAUCCUGUUUACUAGCAACAAUAGAUUUUUAAUUGAAAAAAUUCGGCUCAGUUUACUCCGACGAGCAAAAGCUAUCUGCUAUCUUUACAGUAUAUGUAAAUAUAUAAUGUAAGUGUUGAUAUAUAUCUUGUACACUUAUAUAAAUAGCUUAAAAUAUGUAAAACCUAAAAAUUGAAAAGCAUUCAAACUUAAUCGAAUAUUCACAAAUUUUUCAAAGUGCGCAUUAAAGAUGUCUUCGUUUUUAUUUCAGAGAGAAAAAUCUGUGAAAAAUUCGAAAACUCAGAUCUCAUUUAACACUCGGAAGACUGCAUUAGAGGAAUCAGAUGCUAUUAUUUUAAAGAAAGUGUUGGUUUAUCACACAUUGCUGGCAAUUGUCGGUUGAAAUCUCCCAGAUACUGCUACACAUUACUUUAUUUAUCCCUUAUCCUUUAUGUGCUCGAAUUUGGUGUUUAAAUGAGAUCUCGAUGUGCAGUUUACAGAGAUUUGCAGAUUUCUUUUUAGCUCCUUCGAAGAGUGAAAUUCAAUAUUGAUCUUUUCUUCGAAAUAGAGUAGACACGCAUUACUUUCGAAAGUAACGCGACCCUUUUUAAAAAAAAUAGUAAUUUCUAUCCAUUAUUCCUCCACGAAAUUACUAUCGUUUGUUAAAAUUAUGUUUUGUACUAGAGACAAGAAUUUAUAUUAGUUAAUGUCGAAUCCAUUGUAUCCAUAUCUAUGACGUAAAUAUAACUUAAAUGACACAAUAUGUAAAUUUCUAUAAUAUUAUAGUUAUCCUUGAACAUUAAAUUUGCACUUUAUAAUAUAAACAAUAACACUUUAUAGCAAUUAGUAUGAUGUUGUAUAAAUUUACGUUCUAUAUGUAGAGUUAACUGACGUGUUUCGAACUUCGAUCACUAGGGCCAGUUUCGGCGCGGCAUCUUUUUUUAUGUGUAGCAUAACAUGCUGUGAUCGAAGUACUUCUUACGUCAUUCCUUUUUUUAUUAUAACAAUACGACGUCAUAUUUUAUAGAUUAAAGAAAUAAACUUCAGAGUUGUAAUCGAAGAAGUUUGAUAGAAAAAAAAUAAACAAAUAAAUAAAAAGUUACAUGUUUUUGAAAGGUUUGUUUAUGAAAAAUCGAACUUUGUAGUUAUUGUAAUUUAAUACGAUUAAUAUGAGAAAUAUAUGCUUUAAUUCAUAACUGUAGCUUGUAGUAUUUCAUAAUUUAUUUAUCUUUCAUACAUUUAAAGAAAGUAAAAGUGUAAUUAUAAACGUAAUUAUAAAUGUUAUUAACUCUUUUCUAAUUUUUCAACUUAGAUCACACGGCUGUUUUCAUCUAUCGAGGGAAACGAAAUUUUCUCUGAUAAUUUAAGUAGCUUCAUUUGCAUAUGCAAGAUGUGUGCCUUUUUAAUCUAUGUGCUUAUUUAUGUUAACGAGUUCGUUUUCCUGUAUGUGAACCCGAUUCUUCCUUAAAUUUAAUAUCGACUUUUCGUGGUCUCGGAUCUAUUUUGUGUUUAUUCUUAUAAACUGUUUUAUAUAUAUCACUUUGUGUUUUGUUCCAGAAGGAAAAUUUGAUAUAUAUAUGAAAAAAUAUCGCUCAAAAUCAAAAUAAAAAAAAGGCAAAAAUAAUGAUCAAUUAAUUGCUCAAAUAUUUAAACUUCAAUUUCCUAAUUUUGAAUGGUAUUUUGUCAAUUUUAUUUUGUAUUUACGUAAGAUUUUGGAUUAAUAAAUUAAAUGAAAUAUUUGAAAAGUCUGCAGAGUCAGGCAAACAGCAACAAGGGUCCAAAAAAAAAAAAAAAUGAUUUCCUCUUCAUUAAAAGGG